UUGGUGACGGUCACCUGUUUGGGGAGAUGAAAACAAAGAACCAACUGGGGUCGAGCCAGAGCCUUGCAGCUCCAUGGGCAGAUGACCCUCCCCAGAUGAGAAAAUCUUGCAGGGCAGCUUACAUUCUGCCAGAAGAUUCCCCUGACGCCCGGCUGCUGCGGCAGCGUCAAGACAUGGAGAACUCUCGAGGAAUCGCCGGGAAUGCUUGUUUUCAAUGCAGCAUACCGUUUUCUGUUGACUGAUCGAAGCGAAUCGACGUCACGUUGCUGCCAUCCGUGAGAGUCCGUAUCUCAAAGGGCACGAGACGCUCAUCUAUUAAACCCCCCCCUUCGCUCCGGAACACCAUAGCCAUUCUCACUUCCAUCAGCACAAUCGCGACCUAGGAGGCCAACAGUCCUUUUUGCAAAUCCAGUCCCAUCACUUUUCAUCGACCCCGCGACAAAACCACCCGCACCAACCACUUUUCUCAAGAUGGGCAACGACGUCUUCCGACACAAUGGUUUCACCAACACGGUGACGACCAACAACCACAUCACUGCCGCUGGCAGCGAUUGGUACUGGACCGUCUGUUCGGUCAUGACCGUUUCGACUCUCGCCCUCAUGGCCCUGUCCUUCUUCAAGCAGCGAUCCCAGCGUCUGCUCUACUACAUCGCUGCAGGCCUUACUCUGAUCCCGGCCAUCUCGUACUUCUGCAUGGGUUCCAACCUGGGUUGGACCGCCAUCUUGGUUGAAUGGGUCCGCAGCGACGCCAACGUUCACGGCGACAUGCGCCAGAUCUUCUACGUCCGAUACAUCGAUUAUUUCAUCACCGUGCCUCUCUUGUUUACUCUCUUGUUGUUGAGCUGCGGUCUCCCCACCUCAACUCUCCUGUACACCCUGCUCAUGGGCGAGGUUUGGGUCAUUAUGGCUCUUGUCGGUGCCCUUGUCCACAGCGAAUACAAGUGGGGUUUCUUCACCUUCGGAACCGUUGCACUCUUGUUCGUCGGCUUCGCCAUCAUCUAUGAGGGACGCGCCUAUGCCCGUACUCUUGGACAAGAUAUCCUCCGCGUCUACACCGUCUGCUCUGCCUGGGUUGUCUCCCUGUGGAUCGUCUACCCCAUCAUCUGGGGUGUCUCCGAGGGUGGUAACGUCAUCCCUCCGGACUCCGAGGCCGUCGCCUAUGGUAUCUUGGAUAUCCUGAUCAAACCCGUCACUGCUGCCUUCCUCAUCUGGGGCAUGCGCAAUGUCGAGAUGGAGCGCCUGGGCAUCCACAUCCGCGAUGUCAACGCCGCCCCAGGCACUGCUCCUCAAACCGAGAAGGCUGCUGAGGCUGCUGCCGCCGGCGAGGGUGUCACUGCCCCCGCUCCUGCCGACACCACCGCCACCAGCGCUGUGUAAACGGCUGGCCAUGUCGCAGCAUUGUCAAGGCCAUAGGAUCCGAUCCGCCCCGUGCUCUGGACUAGCCCAAUUUUCGAUAAAUUCGACGGACACCGAAUCCUCUUCGCCCUGAAAUGCUACGAGGGGUUUUUCUUCAGUCCCCCCCCUCAUUGUCAAGCCGGAGGUCUCUUACUCUUUUGCCGGACCUCACCCAACUCGAUACCCAACCUUUUUUUCUUACCAACCCACCCACCCAAAAUCAACAUAUCCGACAAUGCGACAGGUCGCUCGUUAUAAAGAUGACUACAGGGGGAUUUUCACGAAACGAUUAAUUACUUAACUAAUUCACGGAGUCGUGCAGAAUAGGAGAGGGGGAAGGAAGUGUCUGAUUAAUCACGUCGCGACGAUACCCAAAGAUACCAUGUAUAAGCAUCUCGCCAUUGGGGUAACUUGGUACUUGACCUAAUAAUACCGAUACCAAUAUAUAGAUCUCAUGUAAUGUCAAUGCUACUCCAUACUUCUGACGAGUCUGACUGAGCUUAUGGUGCUGGGUUCCUAAUCUUGCUUGUGCUGGGGGAUGCAAGUCCUCGGGCUGGGCUCGCUGGGUAGACCAAGAACUCGAUGAUAUCUCGUGAUCACUUG
Molecule: messenger RNA, 1998 nt
Organism: Cladophialophora immunda
Lineage: Eukaryota; Fungi; Ascomycota; Eurotiomycetes; Chaetothyriales; Herpotrichiellaceae
Exons: 3
Coding region: 472-1377 (301 amino acids)
Cellular component (GO): plasma membrane; endoplasmic reticulum
Source: RefSeq, a predicted model, not a curated record